AUGUAUCGUGUCACCAAAGCACGCGCGGCAACGCUGCAUCUGCCUCAUGGCCCUGUACCCCUCCCCAUCUUCAUGCCCGUUGCGACGCAGGCCUCGCUCAAAGGCCUCACGCCCGACCAACUCGAAGACCAGGGCUGCCGACUAUGUCUAAACAACACAUAUCACCUUUUCCAGAUGGUAUCGCUCCUCAAACUCGCCAAAGUCACCGAAGAAGGUGUCCGUUUCCUCAGCCCCCACGAUGGGUCGCCCAUGCUGCUCACACCCGAGCACUCCAUCUCCCUCCAGAACUCAAUCGGCUCCGACAUAAUCAUGCAACUCGACGACGUUAUCGCAACCACCUCGCCCGACCACGCGCGUAUGAAGGAAGCCAUGGAACGCUCGGUACGCUGGCUUGACCGCUGCAUGCAAGCGCAUAAGUACCCAGACCGACAGAACCUUUUCUGUAUCAUACAAGGUGGCCUGGACCUGGACAUGCGGAAAGAAUGUACCGCCGAGAUGGUUGCGCGAGAUACACCAGGCAUCGCGAUAGGAGGUCUCUCUGGCGGUGAGGAGAAGGCAGCCUAUUGCGAAGUCGUGAAGACAUGUACCGACCUGCUUCCUGAGAAGAAGCCGCGAUAUGUCAUGGGCGUCGGAUAUCCGGAAGAUCUGGUCGUCUCCGUCGCACUCGGCGCCGACAUGUUCGACUGUGUCUGGCCAACACGAACCGCCCGAUUCGGCAACGCCAUCACAUCCCGCGGCUCCCUCAACCUACGCAAUGCCAUGUACUCCGAAGACUUUAGCGCAAUCGAAGAAGGUUGCCGAUGCACCUGCUGCCGUCCGACAUCCGAUGGCGGACUGGGUAUCACUCGAGCCUACAUAUACCACGUCACCGCGAAAGAGACUGCUGGUGCCCACCUUCUCACCAUGCACAACGUCUACUACCAAUUAAAUUUGAUGAGGGAAGCGAGGGAGGCCAUCGUGCAGGAUCGCUACCCACAAUUUGUCAAGGACUUCUUUGGUGAUCUGUACAACAGGGAAAAGGAUAAGUAUCCUGUAUGGGCGGUCGACGCGCUGAAAAGCGUUGGUGUAGACCUGCUUGCCGAGUAG
This is a messenger RNA of Alternaria triticimaculans, 1086 nucleotides long. RefSeq lists its product as uncharacterized. Gene Ontology annotation, molecular function: tRNA-guanosine(34) queuine transglycosylase activity. The record is from RefSeq and is a predicted model, not a curated record. Lineage: Eukaryota; Fungi; Ascomycota; Dothideomycetes; Pleosporales; Pleosporaceae. The transcript is spliced from 5 exons. Gene Ontology annotation, cellular component: cytosol. Bases 1 to 1086 code for a protein of 361 amino acids.